UAAUGGCAAAGCUUCCCACGCUUAUAUAAAGAGUUGUUGCAAUGUCCAUUUUACACAAUUCAAUUCAGUUACAAGAAAUUGCAGUUUAAACAGCCAUUCUCUUUUGCCAAAACCAACUUUGAAAAUGGCACUGUCACUUAUAAUUGAGAAAGAAUUCGUUCAAACUUCAGAGAGAGUGAAAUCUGUGGAUCUACAUCCCACCAAACCAUGGAUUUUAGCCGCUUUGUAUUCUGGAAAUGUCUGUAUUUGGGACUACCAGUUACAGAAAAUAGAGAAGUCCUUCAAGGUCACUGAAUCACCAGCAAGGUCUGCAAAGUUCAUAGUGCGAGAAAACUGGAUUGUUGUUGGGGCUGAUGACGGAUUUAUUCGUGUAUACAACUACGAUACAAUGGAAAUGAUCAAAGAAAUCGAGGCACAUACUGAUUUCAUUAGGAGCCUGGCUAUUCAUCCAACCCUCCCGUUUAUUCUGUCAUCCUCGGAUGACAAGCUUAUAAAGCUGUGGGACUGGGAGAAGGGUUGGAUCUGCAGUAGGAUCUUCGAGGGCCAUGGACAUUAUGUGAUGCAAGUUGCAUUCAACCCCAAAGACCUCAAUACUUUUGCUAGUGCGUCACUUGACUGCACCAUAAAGAUUUGGAAUAUGGAUUCCGCUUCUCCCAAUUUUACAUUGGAUGCACAUGCGAAAGGGAUCAACUGCAUUGAAUUCUUCGUGGAUGCUAAUAAACCAUAUUUAAUCAGCGGUUCAGAUGAUUAUACUGCUAAGGUAUGGGACUAUGAAACAAAAAGCUGCGUCCAAACGCUAGAAGGCCAUACACAUAAUGUCACUGCGAUAUGUGGCCACCCAGAGCUUCCCAAUAUAAUUACUUGUUCUGAGGACGGAACUGUAGGUGUAUGGGACACGAAAAGUUACAGGCUUGAGAAAACGUUGGAAUAUGGUCUUGAAAGGGUCUGGACUGUUGCUUACAUGAAAGGUUCUAGCAAAGUCGUCUUUGGAUGCGAUAAGGGGACGAUUGUGGCCAAAAUUAGUAGCUCUCUUGGCUCGGAUUCUGCCAUUGUUUGACGCGAGGAAGGAGUACUGACUUGCAUUGUCUAUCUUCAGCUUGAAGAUACAUAAUUAAUACAUCUACUGGCUUUUAUGCCCCUCGAAUUAUUAGCAUUUACAAGGAAUAAAGGCUUCUUUGGGCUUGUAAUUAAUACGCCAUUCUUAAUCUCCUCGGUUUGUCGUGUUUUAAUUAGCUAGUGCUUGUAGUGUGGUUAUAUAAAUUCCAAAGAAGAAAUGGCAUAUUUUUGUAUUCAUUUAUAAUGGAAUAAGAUUGAUGGUCCAAUGUGCAAAUGCAUUUUGAU
This is a messenger RNA of Theobroma cacao (cacao), 1341 nucleotides long. RefSeq names its product coatomer subunit beta'-1-like. Gene Ontology annotation, cellular component: COPI vesicle coat. NCBI's taxonomy places the organism in Eukaryota, Viridiplantae, Streptophyta, Magnoliopsida, Malvales, Malvaceae. Gene Ontology annotation, molecular function: protein binding. Gene Ontology annotation, biological process: endoplasmic reticulum to Golgi vesicle-mediated transport; intra-Golgi vesicle-mediated transport; intracellular protein transport. The record is from RefSeq and is a predicted model, not a curated record.